GACUCCAACUUGUGCAUGCAUAUAUGCGGGCGGCCAUCCCCGAACCAUGUUCUCGGUUUUCCUUUCAGUGGCCACCUUGAAGAAGAGGCCGGACAUCGAAUCUCUCGCCGGCGUUGAUUUGCUUCGUCGGGGAACGGAAUACGAAGUAUGGGCCGUAACGCUUCGAUCAAGGAAAAUAGGAAUGGGUUGUCGUCGAUUCGGUCCAUUUUCAUGCACGCCGACGACGUCGAUUUGCUGCUGAUGGCUCUUGGUUUCCUCGGGGCCGUCGGAGACGGUUUCUCCAUGCCAGUGGUGUUGGCCAUCACCGGCAAAAUAAUGAACAAUUUCGGCGGCGGCGGGGCCUCCAUCGCCGACACCUUCGAACAUAAAAUCAACAAGAAUUCAGCGACUCUACUGUACGUAGCUCUUGGGACGUGGUUUGUCUGUUUCCUUGAGGGAUACUGCUGGGCAAAAACAGGGGAGAGACAAGCCAUGAGAAUGAGAACUAGAUACCUGAAAGCAGUGUUAAGGCAAGAUGUGGGCUACUUCGAUUUGCAUGUCUCAAGCACUUCCGAUGUGAUCACAAUCGUCUCCAACGACAGCCUUGUAAUCCAAGACUGUAUCAGCGAGAAGGUUCCAAAUUUCUUGAUGAACGCGGCGACCUUCAUCGGAGGCUACGUUGUUUCAUUUCUGAUGCUAUGGAGAUUGGCUAUAGUGGGGUUCCCUUUCGUCGUGCUGUUGAUAAUCCCAGGCCUGAUGUACGGCAGAACAUUAAUGGAUUUAUCCAGGAAGAUCAGAGAAGAAUACAAUAAGGCCGGCUCGAUUGCAGAGCAGGCGAUCUUCUCCGUCAGAACCGUUUACUCUUUUGUCCGCGAGAGCAAAACCAUAGCUGAGUUUUCAGAAUCCCUUAAAGGCUCUGUAAACCUAGGGUUGAGGAUGGGGUUGGCCAAAGGCCUCGCCAUUGGAAGCAACGGUGUGACCUUCGCGAUUUGGUCGUUCUUAUGCUACUACGGCAGCAGAUUGGUGAUGUACCACGGCGCCCAAGGAGGAACCAUCUUUGCAGUCGGCGCUGCCAAUACCAUCGGCGGACUGGCUCUGGGUCAAGGUCUAUCCAAUCUGAAGUACUUCUCAGAGGCCACUUCCGCCGGAGACCGUAUAAUGGAGGUGAUAAACAGAGUACCCGAGAUCGAUUCCGACGACACCCGCGGCGAGAUUUUGCCGGUCGUUUCAGGGGAAGUGCAGUUCAAGAAUGUCGACUUUGCGUACCCAUCUAGACCGGAAACCAUGAUUUUCAAUGGCUUCAGCUUAGAGAUCCCGGCGGGGAAGACGGUCGCGCUGGUCGGCCCAAGCGGGUCGGGGAAAUCGACGGCGAUCGCGCUGUUGCAGAGGUUCUACGACGCACUUGCCGGGGAGAUCUUGCUCGACGGCGUGAACAUAGAGAAGGUUCAGUUAAAGUGGCUGAGGUCACAGAUGGGGUUGGUGAGCCAAGAACCGGGGCUUUUCGCAACCACCAUUAGAGAGAACAUACUUUUCGGGAGAGAGGACGCCGGAACAGAGGAGGUAAUUGCGGCGGCGAAAGCCUCCAACGCCCAUAACUUCAUCUGUCAGUUGCCACACGGUUAUGAAACCCAGGUUGGGGAGAGGGGCGUUCAAAUGUCAGGAGGACAGAAGCAGAGAAUUGCAAUCGCUCGCGUGCUGAUUAAAGGCCCCAAAAUACUCUUGCUGGACGAGGCGACCAGCGCUUUGGACUCGGAAUCGGAGCGAAUCGUCCAGGAGGCCCUCGACUCCGCCGCCGUCGGCCGCACCACCAUUGUCGUCGCCCACCGUCUCUCCACCAUCCGCAACGCCCAUCUCAUCGCCGUCGUCCAGAACGGCCGAGUCGCCGAGAUCGGCUCCCACGACGAGUUGACCCAGAUCCCAGACGGCCACUACAACUCCCUUGUCCGCCUCCAACAAAACGAACCCCCACAAAAUUCUCCCUCCAACGACGACGACAUUACCCAAGCCGCCGCCGCCUCCGUCGUGAGAAGCACUAGUAGCCGCCGGCACUCGGCAGCGAGCUCCGAGAGCAGCUGCCGGAUCUCGAUGGCUAGCAGGUCCAGCUCCGCAAACUCUGUCGCAGCGGCGAGUCAAGGUUCGUACCCAGACGAAGGUCGCGCAGAGGAACCGCUGCCGGUGCCAUCUUUCUGGAGACUGCUGUUGUUGAAUCUGCCGGAGUGGAAGCUGGCGACGUUGGGGUGUUGGUGUGCGGUGCUGUUCGGGGCGGUGCACCCGAUCUACGCAUUCACGAUGGGGUCGAUGAUAUCGGUGUUUUUGUUGGUGGAACACGAGAAGAUAAAGGAGCAGACGAUGAUUUACUCGUUUUGCUUUGUGGGGUUGGCCGUCUUCUCCCUCCUGGUGAACAUAGGGCAGCAUUACAGCUUCGGCGCCAUGGGAGAGUACCUGACGAAGAGGGUCAGAGAGCGGAUGCUCUCCAAAAUGCUCACUUUCGAGGUCGGGUGGUUCGACCAGGAUGAAAAUUCCAGCGGCGCCAUCUGCUCUCGACUUGCCAAUGAUGCCAACCUUGUAAGAUCACUGGUGGGUGAUCGAACGGCGCUCCUGGUCCAAACCGCGUCGGCGCUGAUCAUAGGAUGCACGAUGGGGCUGGUGAUCGCGUGGAGACUGGCGCUGGUGAUGAUCGCAGUGCAGCCCCUCAUCAUCAUCUGCUACUACGCCCGGCGAGUCCUCAUGAAGAGCAUGUCCCAGAAGGCCAUCAAGGCUCAAGAAGAAAGCAGUAAGCUCGCCGCCGAAGCCGUCUCCAACCUCCGCAUCGUCACCGCCUUCUCCUCCCAAUCCCGAAUCCUCAAAAUGCUGGCCCAAGUCCAAGAAGGCCCACGCCGGGAGAGCGCCCGACAGUCCUGGUACACUGGGUUCGGGCUCGGGGCCUCCCAGAGCCUCAUGUUCUGCACUUGGGCCCUGGACUUCUGGUACGGCGGCAAACUCAUAGCCCACGGCCACAUCACCUCCAAAGCCCUCCUCCAGACAUUCAUGAUAUUGAUUAGAACGGGCCGGGCCAUAGCGGAGGCCGGAAGCAUGACUUCGGAUCUUGCCAAGGGGUCCGACGCAGUCGGGACGGUUUUCGCAGUUCUUGACCGGGACACCCAAAUCGAACCCGACGACCCGGAAGGUUACAAACCCGAGAAGAUAACGGGGCAGGUGGAGAUCCACGAUGUGCACUUCGCAUACCCGGCCAGGCCCGACGUGAUCGUUUUCAGUGGGUUCUCGAUCAAAAUCGAUGCCGGGAAAUCAACAGCGUUGGUGGGUCAAAGCGGGUCGGGGAAGUCAACCAUCAUCGGUCUAAUCGAGAGAUUCUACGACCCGAUCAGAGGGUCGAUCAAGAUUGACGGUCGAGAUUUGAGAUCGUACCAUUUGAGGUCUCUAAGGAAACACAUAGCGCUGGUGAGCCAAGAGCCGACGCUGUUCGCCGGGACCAUACGGGAGAACAUAGCGUACGGGGCAUCCGAAAAGGUGGACGAGGCAGAGAUCGUGGAGUCGGCGAGGGCGGCGAACGCUCACGAUUUCAUAGCCGGGCUAGAGAAGGGGUACGACACUAGGUGCGGGGACAGGGGGUUGCAGCUAUCGGGGGGGCAAAAGCAGAGGAUAGCGAUAGCCCGGGCGAUAGUGAAGAAGCCGACGGUGCUUUUGCUGGACGAGGCGACGAGCGCACUGGAUGUGCGAUCAGAGAAGGUGGUGCAGGAGGCGCUGGAGAGGGUGAUGGUGGGGAGGACGAGCGUGGUGGUGGCGCACAGGUUGAGUACUAUUCAGAAUUGCGAUACGAUAGCGGUGUUGGAGAGGGGGGGAAAGGUGGUGGAGAAGGGGACGCACUCGUCGUUGCUGGCGAAGGGGCCUAAGGGGGCGUACUACAAUUUGGUCAGCCUCCAAACUAAGCCUUUUCCUUUCCAAAUCUAGACAUGAACGAAUGGAGGAGCGAAUAUAAGGUGGAUAUUAUGCAGCAGUUGUCGGUUUUAUUUUGACCAAGAAUGCGUUAAAUUGAAUAUGUUAGUUUUAAUAUUUUAAAAAUAUUAACUGCUACUUUAAUGAUUUGGUAUUUAUGAUUAUUGAAGUUAUACU
Malania oleifera is the source of this 4089-nucleotide messenger RNA. RefSeq names its product ABC transporter B family member 15-like. The coding region runs from base 148 to 3927 and encodes 1259 amino acids. Gene Ontology annotation, biological process: transmembrane transport. The transcript is spliced from 7 exons. Gene Ontology annotation, cellular component: membrane. Gene Ontology annotation, molecular function: ATP hydrolysis activity; ATP binding; ABC-type transporter activity. NCBI's taxonomy places the organism in Eukaryota, Viridiplantae, Streptophyta, Magnoliopsida, Santalales, Ximeniaceae. The record is from RefSeq and is a predicted model, not a curated record.